AUGGAACAGUCACGAAAGCGCCCCCCGGAAGAAGAUCCCCAAACUACCGUUGAAGGCCCCGAGUCGCUCUCACGUCCUAUCAGCCCACCACGCAAGAAAACACGUCCAUCUCCUCCCACCUUACCUUCUCCAUGGCAUCUCACAUGGAUUCAAGAUCUCCCCGAAGAUCUCAACCAGGAUGCCGUGACAUUGACAGAUCUUCUAGGGGAUCCUCUGAUAUCAGAAUGCUGGGAAUUCAAUUACCUUCAUGACAUCCCCUUCCUUAUGGAUGCCUUUGAUAAUGACACACGGCACAUGGUCAAAGUCCAUGUAAUACAUGGCUUUUGGAAACAGGAGGACCGGAGUCGUCAGCGGCUCAUGCAUGAUGCCUCCAGAUACAGCAAUGUACAGCUUCAUGUAGCUCCGAUGCCUGAGAUGUUUGGGACGCAUCAUUGCAAAAUGAUGAUUUUGUUUCGGCAUGAUGAGACUGCACAAGUCAUCAUCCACACAGCUAAUCUGAUACCUAAAGAUUGGACCAACAUGACCAACGCCGUGUGGAAGUCCCCAAUCCUUUCCAAGAUUGCUAACUCGGUGGAACGUAUCGAUACCCCAUCCAGCACCGCCGUUCUAGGAACCGGGGCCAGGUUCAAAAGAGACCUGUUGAACUAUCUGAAGAAAUACGACCAAAGGAGGACCACCCUCCAGCCACUUGUCGACCAUCUCGGGCAAUAUGAUUUCUCUCCUGUUCGCGCUGCGUUAAUUGCUAGUGUCCCGGGCACACACAAACUCAACGACAGCCCACAGACUCUAUGGGGCUGGCCAGCUUUGAAACAGCAACUUCAGUCAGUGCCUUGUGCUGAAGGCCCAGCGGACGUCGUUGUCCAGAUCUCUUCCAUCGCUACUCUUGGGGCUAAAGAUGAAUGGCUUAGAAAAGUUAUCUUUGAUUCCCUCGCCCAGUCUCGAAAUCUCAAACCAAUCCAAAGUCCAAAAUUCAAAGUGGUGUUUCCGACAGCCGAUGAGAUCAGGAGGUCCAUCGAUGGGUACGCAUCAGGAGCCUCCAUCCACACCAAGACUCAAUCAAAGCAGCAGGAGAAGCAGCUGCACUACCUCCGACCUCAUUUCUAUCACUGGGCGAACGAUGGCGUAAAUGGCCAAGUCCUGCCAGACGAUGUGCCGACCCUGGAUGGUGGACGCGCGCGGGCAGCACCUCACAUCAAGACGUAUAUUCGAUACAAUUCAAACUCGAUUGAUUGGGCAAUGUUAACAUCGGCGAAUCUAUCCAAGCAAGCAUGGGGAGAGGCUUGCCGGCCAGCCUCAGGAGAAGUGCGCAUCGCAUCGUGGGAAAUUGGCGUAUUGGUCUGGGCCGAAUUGAUCGAAGAAGGCUCCAAAAUGGUCCCAACCUUUAAGACCGAUCUUCCCACAUUGAGCGAGCGAGACAAUGACCAAACGCAGCCGCUCGUCGGGAUACGCGUUCCGUACAAUCUGCCUCUACAAAAGUACGGCCCUCAAGAAGUACCCUGGGUGGCAACUAUGACACACAAGGAACCAGAUCAACGGGGGCAAAGUUGGGUGAAUUGCGGUCUGGCCAUGGGUCGAGAUCGAUCCAUUGGGGCGUCCAACCGCGAUUUUCAUUCUGCGCUUUCAUCCUCAUUCAGAUCCUCCUCGCCGCUUGCGGAACAGUACCUAGCCCAGGAUAUCGCCGCCUGCUCUGACGACGAUGUGGAAACAGACCAUGAAGACGGAUUGUCCGAGGUAGACCACCAUGGCAAUGCUGGUCAUUUCACAUACCGGCGCCCCAGCGGAGUCACUUAUGGCGGCUUCCGCCCAGUCCUCAACCCCCAGGCCGCAGAGGAUCCCGGCCUGAGCCCUCUGGAGAGGAAGCAGUCUCGUGAUGCAGAGCGAAGUCUGCUUAGGGAUAAUCACAUUCUGCCUCCCAAGCAUGGCGAGAGAAAGCACGAGGGUCUCGCUUCCCGUGCAUACCACCGCCUGUUCAGCACCAAGGUGCCCUCCCACGAGGAGGACGCCCCGCGGAUCGUCGUUGACUCUGCCGACGAGCAGUCUCCCCUCCUUGGGGGCUCUGCGAGAGGUGCAGCUCCUCCACCUGACAGUCCUGAAGCAGACAUAGACGAAGAUGUCGAGGAUCAAUGGAUACAGGCGGUCGCUGAAGGGCGCAUCCGCACCACUUGGCAACGGGAAGCCAAGACCCUCUCGCAAUACGCUACACCUCUGAUCGCCACCUUUUUCCUGCAGUACUCUAUCAACGCAGCGAGCAUAUUUGCUGUCGGGCGCAUUGGGAGCAUUGAGCUUGGCGCCGUGUCCUUGGCGAACAUGACAGCGGCCAUCACAUGUCUGGCUCCCUUCCAAGGGCUGGCAACCAGUCUCGACACCCUGUGUGCUCAAGCCUACGGCUCGGGACACAAGCACCUCGUGGGGCUCCAAUGCCAGCGUAUGGUAUGCUUCCUCUUCACGCUCACUCCCCCCGUUGCCGUUGUCUGGUAUUUCUCCGAGCACAUCCUCGGCCUCAUACUCCCAGAGCCUGAAUCUGCUCGGCUCGCCGGCAUGUACCUGAAAGUGAUGAUCUUCGGCGUGCCUGGGAUAAUAUUGUUCGAGUGCGGCAAGCGCUUCACCCAAGCCCAGGGCAUAUUCCACGCAACCACGUAUGUUCUCUUCAUUGUAGCACCCCUCAACAUCUUCAUCUGCUGGCUUCUCGUCUGGAAGCUCGAGUAUGGAUUCAUCGGCGCCCCCAUCUCCGUCGUAAUCACCGAGAAUCUGCUGCCCCUGUUCCUCUUCCUCUAUGUGCGAUUUAUCGACGGGUCUCAGUGCUGGGGCGGGUUCAGCAAGAGGGCGUUUUCCAACUGGUGGGUCAUGAUCCGCCUUGCUCUGCCUGGUAUGAUCAUGGUCGAGGCCGAGUGGUUGGCCUUUGAGAUCAUGACGUUGCUGGCGAGUCGCUUCGGCUCCAAUGUGCUUGCGGCCCAGAGCAUCCUGUCCACCUUGGCCUCCAUCUCAUACCAGAUCCCCUUCCCGGUGUCCAUAGCUGCGUCCACCCGAAUCGCCAAUCUAAUCGGUGCCGGUCUCGUUGACGCCGCAAAAACUGCCUCCAAAGUCGCUUUCAUCACCGCCUGUCUCAUCGGGUGUUUGAAUCUCACCCUAUUUAACUCCCUUCGAUACUACUUGCCUCUGCUCCUCACAAAGGAUCCAGAGGUCAUCGAGCUCGUAGCCCGUGUUCUCCCAGUAGUAGCCGUGAUGCAAGUGUUCGACGGAAUAUCAGCCGGCGCCCACGGCAUCCUGCGCGGCAUUGGAAGACAAUCCAUCGGCGGCCCGGCAAACAUCAUUGCCUACUACGUCAUUUCUCUGCCAAUCUCCCUCGGCCUGGCCUUUGGCCUUGACUGGCAGCUUCAGGGGAUGUGGCUCGGUGUCACAGUCGGGUUGAUAGUUGUCUCGUUGAUCGAAUACACAUAUCUUUUGAAUACAAAUUGGCACUCGGCGGCGCGAGAAGCCCAAUCCAGGAACGAGGCCAACUAA
Molecule: messenger RNA, 3501 nt
Organism: Clonostachys solani
Lineage: Eukaryota; Fungi; Ascomycota; Sordariomycetes; Hypocreales; Bionectriaceae
Source: the annotation of a GenBank genome assembly